Panthera uncia (snow leopard) is the source of this 7078-nucleotide messenger RNA. RefSeq names its product modulator of VRAC current 1 (gene MLC1). Gene Ontology annotation, biological process: regulation of response to osmotic stress. Bases 2961 to 3893 code for a protein of 310 amino acids. The record is from RefSeq and is a predicted model, not a curated record. The transcript has 11 exons. NCBI's taxonomy places the organism in Eukaryota, Metazoa, Chordata, Mammalia, Carnivora, Felidae. Gene Ontology annotation, cellular component: plasma membrane; endoplasmic reticulum; cytoplasmic vesicle.
GCUGUCGUGCGGUGGGCGGGGCCUCUUGCGUGCGCGCGGCGUACAUGUCCGUCAGCCUCCCUUCAGCGCGCACCUCUCCGCCGCGAGGAGGUUCUGUUUCUGACCUUCCAGAGUCUGUCGUGUGCCGCCGGUGGAGUUUUCUCGAAUGCUGGUGGCCGCGCCCUUCUCCAGUCUGGGGCUGCUGGUAGGAGCCGGCGUCCCUGACUCUGCCGCGCCGGCCGCCCCCUGCGCCUCCGGGCCAGAGGUUCCCCGACUUCAUCCGUCUCUUCAGAAAGCGUGCGUCUCGGUGUCGGUGCGAACUGUUAUUAUUUCCUGCCUUUUGUCUUUUUUCCCAUUUAAUUUGUGUUUUUCUAACUUUUUGAGGUGACACGGAGUUCUGGAACUUUCUUUCGCUCAAACCUAGGCAUUUCGGGCCGUAAGCGUGUCUCAGCUCGAAUUCGGCCGCAUCCUCCAGAAUGUGACCCGUAGUUUUGUUUGGCUUCUCGCUGCCUUUGUGGGUGUUGCUUCGAGUCCUGGGGCUUACUUGUCUGCAGGAGCAGUGGUUGCCUUCCGGGUGUUGCCGGCCUUGGUGCCGGGGUCGGGGAACCGGGGCACUGGCGGCUCGGGACGGCCCUCGUGGUUCCGCCCGAGCGCGGUGUGAGCGGGGUUCCUCGUCCGGGCGGUGAGGACCCCGCGCCCGGAGCCUGAAGGAAGCCCUGCCGAGUCCUGGCCGUGCGCUCGGCGCUGGGGACACCCAUGAGCACGGAAGGGCGCCAGGGCCCCCCGCGGGUGCGCGGGGUGUGCACCGCAUGCUGCCUGCCGGGGGGCGCCACGGACGGGCUUCUAGAGCGAGGGUGACGCGCAGCAGGAGUUUCCGCUUCCUAGGACUGUUCCCCGUGUGUCCGCCAGCCUGGAUUCGGGACUCUCCACCCCAGCUUUUCAGUGCGACCACCUGGAUGCCCAGCAGAGCCUUCGGUCUCAUGGCGACAAGGACGCUGCGGACCCUCCCUCCGCACCUGCUUCUCCCAGUCUUGUGCACAUCAGGUGGGACAGCUGCACCUGCCCUGCUCAGACUGAAGCCUUCCGCCCCCCUAAACUACUGACCCUCUCGCCCCACGUCUUGCUGACUGCAGAUCGUGUUGGCUUUUCAAGCUCUCCCCAAAACCUGGCCACUCCUCGAAACCGCCUCUGUGCCCCACCUCAGUCCCGGCCAGCACCUGCUCUCUUGUGGCCUGUUGUCCACCCAGCAGCCGCUUGCUCCUCCACGCAGAACCUUCCGGCACGUCCAUCUCAGAGUCCAAGCCAAGGUUGUCUCCAUGCCCACAGGUGCCUCCUAUCUGGAUGCUUCACCUCAUAUGAUUGCUUUGUCCAUCGUCCUCCAGCCUGGUCACCUCAGGACCUUUGCAUCCGUGGCACCCUUGCUCCAGCUCUCUGCGAGACUCCCCUCUUUGCCUUCUGCAUGUCUUUGCUCAGAUGCCUCCUCAGUGAGGCCUGCCCUGACUCCCCCAAGCAGCAACCCCCAUUCCUUCCCUCCCCCGCCAUAAAGCACACUACUUAUCUUGUGUGCUUCUGUCCGGCCAUUAGAAUGUAAACUCCAGGCGGGAGGGACUGUGGACUGCUCUGUUCCUUCUGUAAGCAUUCAUUGAAGGACAAGGGAAACGUUGAAACAUGAGUAGGAUCUGAGGAGGCAGGAAAAGGAGGAAAGACGUUUUAGGAACAGUAGUGUAUGUGAAGAUACCGUGGAAACACAGGAUUUGUUCUGAACGUUGGUAUUGCCAAUGGAAACGAAGCAUUUCUCAAGUGACUAGGACUCCAGGGCCUUGAGGAGUUUGCUCCACAAUUUCUGAUUCAAGGCAGCUUGCAUUUCUUAGGAGUAGAACAACCUUGGAAAGGCACAGAAAUGGUGAAAUUUGCUUGACGUUUUCUUCAAACAAGAAGAAACACCAAGGGUUCAAUCUCACCGCACCAAUUCCUACUAAUUCAGUUAUCAUUUAAAAGGGAGUCCGUAAAGAAGUUUGGGAGGUUUUUCAAUCGGUUCAAAAUCCCUUCUUAACUUCCCGGGUUAUAGUUUGUGAAAACUCUAUUCUUUGCUUGGUGGAAAAGCUAAGACAACAGAGCAUCCCAUUAUUCAAAACCAAUGCCUUUGCUCAAGCUUUAUGUGGAUUUGCAGUUUGAGGAGCUGGUUUUUCAGAAUGCUUUGAUUCGAGCUACUUUAUGGCUCCCAUGUCAACAAAGAAACUGUCGCUGUAACUGUCAGGGCGCCAGUGUCUCUGGGCGAAGCAUACUCUCGUCCUUUUUCUUCAGCAGAAAUAAAAGGCACAGCAGGACUGCUAGGGCUGCCCACGGGAACCAAUGAGUCAGAAUUCCAAGCAGUUCAAGGGCCACGCCAGCCAUGUUAAACGUGCAAAUGUGCAUGUGACCUCGUGAAGAAGGUCUUCCUCUAUGAUCUCAGAGCAUCGAUGGAAGAAAGCUGCUUUGAAGGGUGUAUGACAAGGUGUUUGGAUAGUAAGGUGUUUCAGAAACGGACACCCAGCACUCCACCCUGCCCGGACUGGGUGCUUCUGGUUGUGCUACUCUUAGGUACACUUCUUUCCUGUGAGAUGCCUGCCAUGGCACCUGUGUGUGACCCAGCUGCCAUCAGUGGAACUGAGGGACCCCUUAAUUUUUGGCAGAGUUGAGACGGCACGGAGCAGUGCUCUGAGCCAGCAGUUACACAACCACCGCGGAACUUUCCAGGGUCACUCUCUUCAUCUCAUUGAAAUUCAGGAAGCGGCACUCCUUCCCCUGGCUUAAGUGCAGUUUUGCUGGGCUUUUGUUCCAUUUGUGAAUAGUUCUUGCUGGAAGCCCUGGGCAGGAUGACUUGGUAAAGGCCCCUCACCCAGAGACCAGCACUCCCAACACCAGAAACCACCGGAGCGGCAGCAGAGGUGACUCCAGAGCUCCAAGUGCAUCUGUUGUGUGGCUUCUGUCCCCUGAGCACCAUGGCACGGGAUGAGCAGUGCAGGGAGGAGCUCAGUUAUGACCGGAUGCCCACCCUGGAUCGGGGAAGGCCGGAGGCCAGGAGCUACACCUCAGACGCCAAGCCCAACGACCUUCAGCUGUCGACAAGGCUGCCUCCAUGCUUCAGUCACAAGACAUGGGUUCUCUCUGUGUUGAUGGGGAGCUGUCUGCUUGUGACUUCGGGGUUUUCGCUUUAUCUGGGAAAUGUGUUUCCUUCCGAAAUGGAUUACUUACGUUGUGCUGCAGGAUCGUGUCUUCCCUCAGCAAUUGUGAGCUUUGCCGUUUCAAGGAGAAACAUCAAUGCGAUCCCCAACUUUCAGAUCCUGUUUGUGUCCACGUUUGCCAUCACCACUACAUGUUUAAUCUGGUUUGGAUGCAAACUGGUUGUGAACCCCUCAGCAAUAGACAUAAAUUUUAAUCUGAUUCUUCUCCUUCUGUUGGAGCUUUUCAUGGCAGCCACGGUGAUCAUCUCGGCACGGUCGAGCGAGGCGUAUUGUAAGCAGAAGGGUUCCAUGUCAGAUAGCACCAACAUUUUGUAUGAAGUGGCAUUUCCUGCUCGGGUCCUGAAAUCCUAUUCAGUCAUCGAGGUGAUUGCUGGCGUCUCUGCCGUCCUGGGUGGGGUCAUCGCUCUGAACGUGGAUGAUGCUGUCUCGGGACCACACCUCUCCGUGACGUUCUUUUGGAUCUUAGUGGCCUGUUUUCCGAGCGCCAUUGCCAGUCACGUCACAGCUGAGUGUCCAAGCAAGUGUCUGGUGGAGGUGCUGAUUGCCAUCUGCAGCCUCACGUCCCCGCUGCUGUUCACUGCCUCUGGGUACCUGUCGUUCAGCAUCAUGAGAAUUCUGGAGAUCUUCAAAGACUACCCGCCAGCCAUCAAGCACUUCAUUGUCUCCACAGGCUCAGACACACGUCACUAGGCUGGUUUCCUAGAUGCCUUACGUUGUCACCAGCAUGCGUGGUAUUUGCUUCCAGGUGUUUUUCGUGGGCCAUUUCCAAUGUACAGAAAAGUUGAAAGAACACCACAGUAAACACCAAGAUUCUAAGUGCUUUAUGUGUUGUGUGUACAUGUGUGUUCAUACUGAUGGGUGGGACCAUUUCUCGGGAGCAUCUGAAAGUGAGUGGCGGGUGUGGGACAGCAGGACCCUUUACCUUAAAUACUUUAACUUUUCUAGAAGGACUGCCUCUUACACACGCGCAAUCCCACCAAGGCAUGUGAGAGGCCCAAAAUCAUGCAAUGUCACGUUCAGUGUUCACAGACCGUCCCAAGAACGUGCCUCAUAGGCUGAAGCUCGCAGAGCAGGACCCGCUGAGGGGCACAACUUGCCGUCGAGUCUCCCUCGAGUCCGGACAGUCCCCACCUUUUCCCCUGUGGCCCUGAUACUUUGGAGUCCUGGCCAGUGGUCUGGGAGAAGGUCCCACUUGUGGAUCUGUUUCCUGUGACACCAGUGGGAGUGAGGUCAAGAGCACGUGCUGUCACCCCCCGCCUGGUUGGGCGGCAGCCGCCAGAGUGUUCUUGGUGGUGGCGGUGGGUGGGGCUUUCACAGGAGGGAGACAGCCAUUGUGUCAGCCAGACACCUGCGGGUGCCUUGUCCCGACACCUUGUGCGGGGCCGGCCCUGGCGGCCGGCCCCGGCCUGAGCGCUUGUGUCACACCUAGGGGUGAAGAGAGGUGAUAGACGCCCAGCUCUCCUGUCCCUCUUCCCUUCCGAGCACCGCCAGGGACUCACAGGUUUUUGUUAUCUGCACAGUGCUGCUGUCAUUAUUCUCUGAUGCUCAUGUUGGCCCAGCUGUGGCCGGAGGGAGCACCUUGCAGCCCGGUGCUCCCUGCAGUAACCCAUCAGCCUCUCCUUGCAGACGUGGGGGGUGACCCAGGCUCACCUCAUCCCGCCUCGCCCCAGACCCACGCAGGCCCCUCAGAGGGAGGCGUACAUAGACAUCAAGAUCUGAGGGCUGCGUGUGCUCAUUCAUACGGGGGCAUCAUUGCUUCUCAGCCUCCGUCAAGAUCCUGAAUUUAUAUUGUAUUUCCAGUUCAGAAUUACACGCUGGAUUUUUUUUUGUUGUUGUUAACUUCUGUUGUUUUGUGUUAGUAUUCUUUUUACUCCAAAAUCUUGUUUCCUGAUAAUAUUGAGGGUAGGUAUUAUUUUAUCUUGUAUGUGAAAAUUGUCACAAUUGCACCACCAAUGUUACCACCAGCAGCACACCUGCCGAGUGAGUUUACAGCUCGCUUUCACCCCACUCAGGAGAGAAAUAGCCCCCUUUCUGCGUGUGUUUGUAGUAUUGAUUUGAUACGUGGUCGACUUCAAUAUUUUCUGUUUGCGUUCUUCACAUCGAGGACAGGAGCUUUUCUGUGUCCUUUAAUUAUACACGCACAUUGUGACGCCACACAGUUUUCCCAGCCUGUCCCCAAAGGGUGGAGACAGAUUGCUCCUGGUUUCUGCUGUUGUUACGAAUUACUCAGUGCCCACGCCUGGUUUGGAGUCUGUGUGGUGCGACAUUAGGACAGUGAGCUCGGAGAGGGGUUGCUGGGCCAGAGGGCAGACACAUCUCUGGUCUGGGGAAAUGGUGACAAGUCCCCCUCACGGGAGGCCCUAUUUUCCGUCCCACCACUGGUACGAGCACCAGCCCAGCACAGAGUGUUGUCACCCAGCGUUGUCACGUGGGUGAGCCAGCGUGCGUGGUGGGGCUGCAGUGUGCGUGUCUCUGGUCUGGACACGAGACUCUGGGCUUUUGUGCCUGGUGGUUUUGGCAUUUCUUUUCCAGUAAGCUCUGUCCUGUCUUUUGCUCACUGUCUAGUGGACUUUGAGCUUCACCAGUAUUUGGGUGUCUUCUCUAUAACAGAAGAUUUGGAUAGUGGCUCCCACGGGCCAGCUGGCUUUCGUUCCACUCGUGAUUUUUGUCGUGAGGAAGUUUUUUGUUUGUUUGUUCUUUGUGGUCAAAUUUAUCAACAUAUUCAUUUGUUGCUUUGGGAUUUUAAGCCGCAACUAGAAAGGCUACUACUUGAUUUUGGCUCAGGUCAUGAUCUCCCGGUUUGCGGGAUUGAGCCUCAGUGCAGAGCCCACUUGGGAUUCUCUGUCUCCCUCUCUCUGCCCCUCCCCUGCUCUCUCUCACUCACUGUCUCAAAAUAAAUAAACGUUAAAAAAGAAAAAGAAAGACGACUACUUGUGUGUCCAGUGGGAGUUUAUCCUGGAGCAUAAGGAACUCCCCUUUCCUCUUCGGGGCUUCAAACACCCAUCGUUUUCCUCGGUCAUCUGAGAUGCUGCCCGUAUCACACGUUAAGCUUCUGUCUGUGUCUGCACCUGUCGUUCUCCUACAUCUGCUGUCUGGUGCCGCCCUGUCCUGAUUAUGGAAGCUUUCGAACAGGCUUCGCCAGCUGGCGGGCUGGAUGCCCAGUUCCUGAUCACUCUGCUCUUCAGGGUUACCUCACUUUUGUUGCGUGUUUUUUAUGUAAGUUUUAGAAUCAACUUCCCUGGCUCCAGGAAACAGUGUUGUUGUUUUUUUUUCAAAUGGGGCUUGUGGCUAAACUUCUACAUUAGCUUGAGGAGAGGUGUUUCUGUUCCCUCCCUCCCUCCCUCUCUCUCAACAGUGACACAGUAUGGAGCUGGGGGUUUUGUGUUAUCACGUGGUUGCUUUGUGUCUCUGCCGAAGGAUGCCUGUGCCUGGGAGGGCUGGGUGCUCACUGGACCCUUUGCUCACCAAGGCUCCCCCAUGCCCCCAUCACCCCCUCUGACCCCAGGCACUCCUCAGCCCCCUUCCCUCCAACAGCUGCCAGCCUGAGCUCCAAGAGAAUCUGCUGAUGGUGUCUGUGCACCGGUGCCCAGGGGCCCCGUCUCCGGCUCAGAGCCCUCGUAACCGGUCACUUCACCCCAUAUGGACACCCUCUGUGUCACCGGCUCUAUUGGUGGUGGUUACAGGAUGUGGGAGACUUGACUGUGAGCCCCCGGGCUACCCACAGGGCUCCGCUGCUUGUGAGCCAUUUUUAUGGCAUAACCCAGGAUGACAACUUACAGAAUUGAUUUCUUUGACUCCCACUCACGAGACAGAGUGAUUACUGCUCAGGUUCCUGAAAUCAGCAGAAGUGUACGUACCUGAAAACCUGAAGUCGA